Ilyonectria robusta is the source of this 426-nucleotide messenger RNA. RefSeq lists its product as uncharacterized. The annotation marks the transcript as partial. The transcript has a single exon. The record is from RefSeq and is a predicted model, not a curated record. Lineage: Eukaryota; Fungi; Ascomycota; Sordariomycetes; Hypocreales; Nectriaceae.
AAUUUAUUUAAUUGCAAGGAAGAUACAGCAUCUAUAGUCCUCUCCCUUAUUGUGAACAUAGCGAUGUGCCCGGUUCGGUUCCAAUUUUCCUGCAAUAAUAUCCCUGAAGGUCUGAAUUUUACUCACGAGAUUUCAAAGAGUCUCAUCAGGUCUCUAUCCUAUGCCCGGCAAGAUGAUUCAUACGCCUAUUGUUUUCAAUAUACAGUGCUGCCUUUUUUGAAAGAACACAAACCGGCUUGUUGCGCAGCGUCCAAUCCGUUUUGCGGAAUUUGCAGAUCACCCAUCGCAACCGUUUUGCAGACUCUAAUUUUCUUUCUUCACAAAGAGGGUGAUCCCUACGUUGGGGUUCUUGUCAGCGGUGUGUGUGGGAAAGGCGAAUGCGAAAGCCAGACGCAACAAGCCAUCCAGGAGGAGAUGUUUGAAGUU